CUGAUAGAGCCUAACUAUUGAAUCAUUUCUAUUUUAUUUGCACCAGUCACGUCGGUGGCUGUGACUUUUAUGCACGAAGUAUAAAAGUUCUCUCCAUCCUUAUAUACAAGAAAUCCUUGUAAGCGAAAGAAUAUGGCAAAUACACUACCAACUAGCCUGUCUACCGCGUUGGAUAUCUCCCCUUUAGGAGACCACUUUUCUCUGGAGCUUCCAACGGAUAUUGCAUUUGGCGCAGUCAGUUGUGGGGGCUAUGUAGCUAGUUUGAUGGCGAAAUAUGCCGUCAUUCAUGCUUCGAAACAUGAGAAACUACGAACGCAAACGGAUAUUCGAACAGCAUUAGCUCAGUUCUAUCGUCCCAUUAUUGCAUCAAAGCCAGUUCAAAUGCAGCUGCGCGAAGUGAGUCUUGGUAAAGCAUGGUCCACAUUACGCAUUGAGACUUUUCAAUUUGGGAAGAUUGCUGCAUCUGCAGAUAUAUGGCUCUCUGACUUUAAGUUGCCGGGCAUCAAUCUCCAGACUGGCUGGCAUUUGACUACCCGUCGAGUUGAUCUGCCGAAACUCGAAAUGGAUUGUGACCCUGAAUGGACAUCUUACCAAACGGCGUUUCAUCGGAAUGGAUUCAGACGUGGUCACUCCUAUGUGAGAAAUUUCAUCCCAAAGUCUUGGCCCUCGGAUAUAAAAUUCACAGAGCAAUGGAUCCUACCUGGCUGGGACUGCUUGCCUCAAGGAUCCUGUACGAUGCAGAAAGACGAGGAUAAAGCACGAUGGACAACGGAAAUGAUACAAUUUGCUAUAGAUAUGAGCCUCCCUGUUCAGGAGAACUUUUUCCCACAAACAGAGCGAUUACCCACGGGUAGCAUUGCUGCUACGCUCGAAUUUGCGGAGGCCCAAAGGCAAGCCCGGAUCCAAGGAAAGCCCAACUGGAGGGAGCUAGAGCUGGAUGGAUCGACAGAACCUAUCACGGAGACUGUUAAUGUAGCAUUAUCUAUGUCGACUGAGGUGAAGAAAAGUCUUCCACCGGGUGGUGUUCGAUGGCUCUACUUGCGCAGCGAGGUCAAGCGUAUUAUAGAUGGAAGAAUGGAUAUGGAAAUUCUUUUGUGUGACGAAACCAUGGAGUUAAUUGCCAUAAGCCAACACGCUGCACAGAUCAUACCUGCGACACAAAAAUGGGAAAAGAGAGGGAAAGAUACGAAAAUAUGACUGAAUUCAUAGCAGAGGUUCCGGGGCUGGGUUUUCAGUGUCAAAAGAGUGUUACCCUUUAUGAAUGAGCAGCAAAUUACCAUGAUAAUUCCACCCUUC
Aspergillus caelatus is the source of this 1296-nucleotide messenger RNA. Its product is annotated as thioesterase-like superfamily-domain-containing protein. The record is from RefSeq and is a predicted model, not a curated record. The coding region runs from base 133 to 1197 and encodes 354 amino acids. The transcript has 3 exons. NCBI's taxonomy places the organism in Eukaryota, Fungi, Ascomycota, Eurotiomycetes, Eurotiales, Aspergillaceae.